UCACACACAUGUUGCCUAUUCAAUGAAAACUCCUCCAUUUCUAUAAGAAGCUGAAAAUCUUGAGUCAGGUAAAGAAAUCAAGGGGCUAAAGCAAGUUAGCAAUGGCAUCCAUGUUGUCUAGAUUAAUUAUCUUUCCUACACCACCUUCUAUGAUCGUUCCAGUCAUGUCUGUGGUUAGUCUGGUAGCAAUAGCAGGUCUUGGUGUUUCUGAAAUCUUAGGAAAGCAUUUACAGUACUCAAAAUUCUGGAACUUGAAUUCUGCAAAAUCUUCAAGAAAGCAGAUACAACUCUCCAGCAGAACUGGCAUGCUUGUACUUUAUGUGCCAGCUUUCCUUUCUGGUGUUGCUUCUUUUGUGCUCUAUCCAAAUCAUGAUCUCAGGUUGUUCCUGGUUAAAGCAACCCUUACCAUACAUUUCUUCAAGAGGGUCAUUGAGGUGCUGUGUGUUCACAAAUAUAGUACUAGUGGGGUGGUUCUUGAUUCUGCAAUUCUUAUAAGUUCAAGUUAUUUCUCAGCUACUUCAACCAUGAUAUAUGGUCAGUAUCUAACACAAGGGUUUCCUGAGCCACAGCUGGACUUGAAGUAUCCAGGGAUUUUGCUGUUCAUGUUGGGAACCUUCGGCAACUUCUACCACCACCAAGUUCUUGCCUCUUUGAGAACAAAUGAUGACAAAGAAUACAAGAUUCCAAAGGGUGGUUUAUUUGACCUGGUGAUCUGCCCUCACUAUCUCUUUGAGGUGUUGGGGUUUAUAGGGAUAUUUUUCAUUUCUCAAACACUGUAUUCCUUUUGCUUCACUUUAGGCACUAUUGUUUACUUGAUUGGAAGGAGUUACGCUACUAGGAGAUGGUACCUUUCCAAGUUCGAAGAUUUUCCCAAGGAUGUCAAGGCUCUUAUUCCUUUUGUAUUUUGAACGUUAACUUCCUGUUUUUCAUAAGGAAAUGAUUCAUAUCCUUUUUACUCUUAA
Molecule: messenger RNA, 962 nt
Organism: Populus trichocarpa (black cottonwood)
Lineage: Eukaryota; Viridiplantae; Streptophyta; Magnoliopsida; Malpighiales; Salicaceae
Product: steroid 5-alpha-reductase DET2
Exons: 2
Coding region: 102-908 (268 amino acids)
Biological process (GO): lipid metabolic process
Molecular function (GO): oxidoreductase activity, acting on the CH-CH group of donors
Source: RefSeq, a predicted model, not a curated record